Messenger RNA from Condylostylus longicornis, 1354 nucleotides. RefSeq names its product lysM and putative peptidoglycan-binding domain-containing protein 1 (gene red). Lineage: Eukaryota; Metazoa; Arthropoda; Insecta; Diptera; Dolichopodidae. The transcript has 4 exons. Bases 155 to 1090 code for a protein of 311 amino acids. The record is from RefSeq and is a predicted model, not a curated record.
UUAUUACAAUUUAACCUUGAGUAAAAUCUUAUAAAAGAAAAAAACACAAAACAAAUUUUUUUAAUUUUUUAAUUGAAAUUUUUGCAUUUAAUUGAUUGUAAUUAUAAAGUAUAACAUUAGAAGAAGAAAAAGAAGAAAAACAGAAAAACACAAAAUGGAUUAUGUUAUAAAAGUUUACAAAGAUUGGAAAUUUCAUUCUCAAUUUACAGAAAUUAUACCAGAUAUGGAUGACAUGGAUAUGUUCAAUGAAAAACAAUCAAUACGUGAUUCAGCUAGAUCAUUAAAAAAGUAUGGAAGUACCUGUAAUCAUAUCAGAAAUAGCAGUAGUGAAGUAUUAAUUAGACAUGAAAUUGAAAAAACAGAUACUCUCCAAGGAAUAUCAUUAAAGUACGGGUGCACUAUGGAACAAAUCCGUCGAGCUAACCGUCUUUUUGCAUCUGAUAGCUUGUUUUUGAGACAGUAUCUUCUUAUACCAGUUGAAAAGUCAUCACCAUAUUAUCCAAAGGACGAUAGGCCACAAUCUCUGCCGGUCAGAGCUUUCUCGGUGGCUGGAACUGAAUUUGAAUCAACAAAUCAAAAUCUCUUAGUGCAGUUACAAAACUCCACAUCAUCAGUAAACUCAGUGCAAAAUUAUAAUAAUAAUCAAAAUAUAAAUUGCAACAAUAAUAGUACGAAUAGCAGUUGUAGGUCAAUUGAGUCAAUAAUGAGUCCAGAAGAAGAAAAUAAACGUUCCAUAGAUGAAUUUUUGGGUAAAAUCGAUACUACUAUAGCUGAAUCAAAGAAAUAUGUCGCAAAAUCUCAACAUGGUAGUAAUGACAUGAUAACCAGUCAGAGUGAUGAUGAUUUAUUUUCCUCAAAUUAUCAAGGUGGAAAUAUUGGAGGUAAUUCUAAUAAUGGAACCAAACGUUAUCAUUACCAACAAUCAUCAUCAGCAUCAACAAGUUGUUCUUCAUCAAAUCAUCAUACUAGACAUAGUUCAUCUGGAAGUACAUCUGAUACUGCACAUUUGCUUAACUUAAAUCAAGGUAAACGUGUACAAAAUUCAUUGCAACGCCUUGAAAAGGAACAAGAUGAAUUCUUCGAAUUGUAGCAUAAGGCCAAUCAUAAUAAAAAUAAUAAUAAUUAUCAAAUACAAAAAUACUAUUAUUAUAAUUAUCUUUACUGUGUUAAUUUUGAAUCAGUGCGGAAUAGUUUCAGAAAUAUAUUUAGGAGUGUUAAAAAUCGAAAGAAAAAAAGCAAAAAUUUUCAAAGUUAUGAUAAUUGUAAAUAAAAUAUAUUGAUUGUAAUAUAAAUACAUACUUAUAUAAAAAAGGUCCCACUGAAUACACCAAGUUAUUCAUAUUUUAAAAAUAAA